CUUUCCGCCAGCAGGAGCUAUAAGAACCUCCAAGUCUUCAACUUUCUCCCAAUCCCAGACACUUCGAAGGGGCUCCAAGGAGGGAUCGGGAGGGAUUUUUUUUUUGGUUGGCGUUUUCAUAUUUUUUCCUCUUGGAUCCUGAUGCCAUCCCCCCUCCCCCCAAAGUGAGGUCCUCCCUCCCUCCCUUCCUCCUCCUCCUCCUUCUUCUCGCAGGCCAGCGAAGCAGCCGAUCAAGGGGGAGCUGGCGGGUUAGGUGCCCCCCUCUUCUCCCUGCCCUCCCCCCCCUCCCGGCCCGCUUCUCGCGUCUCCCCCCAGAGAUGAUGCAGCAGGACGAGUCAAACUCUCCAGUCUCCCCCGCCGACGACAGCUUGAGCAACAGCGAAGAGGAGCCGGACCGGCAGCAGCUGCCCAACAACAAGAGAGGGGGGCGCAAGCGCCGCUCCAGCCGCCGCAGCGCCGGCGGCGCCGUCGGGGCCGCGGACGAGCCCUGCAGCCCGGCCCAAGGCAAGCGGGGCAAGAAGUGCGGGGCGGGCGGGGGCGGCGGGGGCGGCGGCAGCAGCAGCGGCGGCGGCAGCCCCCAGUCCUACGAGGAGCUGCAGACCCAGAGGGUCAUGGCCAACGUGCGGGAGCGGCAGCGCACGCAGUCGCUGAACGAAGCCUUCGCCGCACUGCGGAAGAUCAUCCCCACUCUGCCCUCGGACAAGCUGAGCAAGAUUCAGACCCUCAAGCUGGCGGCCAGGUACAUCGACUUCCUCUACCAGGUCUUACAGAGCGACGAGCUGGACUCCAAGAUGGCAAGCUGCAGCUAUGUGGCCCACGAGCGGCUCAGCUACGCCUUCUCGGUGUGGAGAAUGGAGGGCGCCUGGUCCAUGUCCGCAUCCCACUAGCAGGCGGUGUCCCCCACCCGCAUCCUCCCGGCAGGAGCCCUAGAUGACAUUGUUCCCACAGAAGGAGAAAAUGGACAAUCUAGAGACUCUGAAGUUGGAUACGAUUUUUUUUUUGGUCUUGUUUAACAAAAAAUGUACCAAGGAUUUCUUGGAAAUUAGAAGAGCAAUAUGCAAAUUCUAAGCAGGGCGUGGGGAGCACUUAAGGAAAGAGAAAGAGACAAGGGCUUUGGACAGUGACUACCCUUUGGGCGUCGGUACAGUACACACAUCUCUGCAUUCUGAUAGAAGUCUGAAUCGUUCGAUUAUUUUUUUUUUUAAUUUUUGACGAAGAAUGUUGGAAUUGAACUUUUUUUAUUUUAUUUGCCCUUUUUUUUGCAUGCAUUCCCAAGAGGUCGUGCCUAUGAGCCACUGGUUAAAGGAAAUACAUUAUUGUGGACUUUCUUCAUUCUUGAAUGAAACCAACCAGACAACCAAAAAUAUCCCUGUAGAGAUGAAAACUUUUUUUUUUUUUUUAGGGGGGAAUAAGCUGGGCUCAAGCUGUUAUACACCCGGUUCCUAACUUUUUUAUUAUUAUUAUUUUUCCUCUGAGAAAAAAUAAACAUUUUAUUUAUUUAUUGAUG
Molecule: messenger RNA, 1507 nt
Organism: Corapipo altera (White-ruffed manakin)
Lineage: Eukaryota; Metazoa; Chordata; Aves; Passeriformes; Pipridae
Gene: TWIST1
Product: twist family bHLH transcription factor 1
Exons: 2
Coding region: 318-887 (189 amino acids)
Biological process (GO): developmental process; regulation of transcription by RNA polymerase II
Molecular function (GO): RNA polymerase II transcription regulatory region sequence-specific DNA binding; protein dimerization activity; DNA-binding transcription factor activity, RNA polymerase II-specific
Source: RefSeq, a predicted model, not a curated record